AUGGCCCAGUCUUGGAGCAGAUGUUGUGGGGGAGAUUACGGCGGUGGAAGACCCCGCGAGGAAGAGGAAGCCAAAGCUAGUCCAGAUAUCGCCAGUCAUUUCUCUCAGCCCACCCCACAGUCUGCAUGCCAUACAUCACCGUCCGGCGAGAGAGAGGAAGAGGACGUCUGCGCCUUUCCACACCGCAGAGGAAAAAAAGGAAAAAGCUCCGAACGGGUCAGUGUUGCCGCCACCGCCAUCAAUCCAGUCAUCGCCACGGCCGGGAAGGGGUCCGGCGGCCAGGUACCCACGGGCCGCGGUCUCCCAUGGGUGCGCUGA
This is a messenger RNA of Knipowitschia caucasica, 318 nucleotides long. Lineage: Eukaryota; Metazoa; Chordata; Actinopteri; Gobiiformes; Gobiidae. The record is from the annotation of a GenBank genome assembly.